GAUGUUGUGGUUGCUGCGCCGGCCCCGCCCGGGCGGGCUCUUUAUCGCUCGGGUUGCCGGGCCCGCCUGCGCCGCUCUAACCCCCCAUCCCCACCGCCCCGCACGCCGGGCCAUGCCGCUGGUGCGCUACAGGAAGGUGGUGAUCCUGGGCUACCGCUCCGUGGGCAAAACCUCCCUGGCUCAUCAGUUCGUGGAGGGGGAGUUCCUGGAGUGCUAUGACCCCACGGUGGAAAGCACCUACAACAAAAUGCUGGUGGUGGGGAAGGACGAGUUCCAUCUGCAGCUGGUGGACACAGCCGGGCAGGAUGAGUACACCAUCCUGCCCCACUCCUUUGUCAUCGGCAUCCACGGCUACGUGCUGGUGUAUUCGGUCACCUCACUCCGCAGCUUCCAGGUGGUGAAGACGCUGCACAACAAGCUGUAUGAGAGCCGGGGCAAGACGCGCAUGCCCGUGGUGCUGGUCGGGAACAAGGCAGACUUGUCCCUGGAGAGCCGGGAGGUGAAGACGGAUGAGGGCAAGAAGCUAGCAGAUUCCUGGGGCGCCAUCUUCCUGGAGUCGUCUGCUAAGGAGAACCAGGUGACGCAGGGCAUCUUCACCAAGAUCAUCGAGGAGAUUGACCGGGUGGACAACUCCUACGGCGAGGAGCGCAACUGCCACCUGAUGUGAGCCCCUUGCCCCUGCUGCCAGGGGUGCAUGCUGCUGCCCCUGCCGAAGAUUUCCUUCUGCCCUGAGGGAGAAGAGCCAUGGGCCGGUACUGCCGGCCUGGAGGAGCUACGGGUAUCCGCACACACUGUACCUCACUGGACGGCCCCCGCCCCGGGUGGCCGUUUUGCACACGGCUGUUGGCAGCAACAAUGGGUCCCCAGUUCGUGCCAUGGGGCCUUGCUGCUGGGUCUAUUUAAGUUGGGUUUGGUUUGGGGGUCUCUAUUUAUAGCUGGUGUCUGACCACGCACAUGUGUGAGCAUGGGGCUAGCGCCAGCUGGAGCCCAGUCUGGUCACGGUUCCCUGCUCCCCCAACGCACCCUUGGUGGCCUUAAUUCUCCUGACGUGAAUCAAUUUGAAGCUCGGGCUGUGCCGGGGGCCAGGCUGUUUGGGCCGUGUCUUGUGAGAGGGUGGCGCUGUCGUGGGAGCCGGGGACGGCUCAAUGGGAACAAUUAAAGUUUGUUUUGUAAGCAAACCCUGUGCCCUCUGCCCAGUCUGUGGGCCAGACCCGGAGGAAGGGCUCAGGGCAGUGCAGCUGUGGGCAUUGCCCUCUGUGGGUGCCAGUGCUGAGUUAAACGCCCUGGGGCUGGGGGAGGAAGAUUGCAUGGGUCCUGGGCCCACCUGUUGCAGGGAUGACCCACGUGCAAGGAGCCUCGCUGCCUGGAUGUCAUCACUGGGGGGCAAGGGUGACGCGGGCAGGAGCUCCCUUGCAUGUUGGCGAGCUGGUCCUCAUCUGCUGCUUCAGAGAUGAGUUGUUCAGG
This is a messenger RNA of Gavialis gangeticus (Gharial), 1464 nucleotides long. It is a transcript of the gene RHEBL1, whose product is annotated as Ras homolog enriched in brain like 1. Gene Ontology annotation, cellular component: plasma membrane. Gene Ontology annotation, molecular function: GTP binding; GDP binding; GTPase activity. Lineage: Eukaryota; Metazoa; Chordata; Crocodylia; Gavialidae. The record is from RefSeq and is a predicted model, not a curated record. The transcript has 8 exons. Gene Ontology annotation, biological process: small GTPase-mediated signal transduction. Bases 2 to 667 code for a protein of 221 amino acids.